Messenger RNA from Miscanthus lutarioriparius, 858 nucleotides. The record is from the annotation of a GenBank genome assembly. NCBI's taxonomy places the organism in Eukaryota, Viridiplantae, Streptophyta, Magnoliopsida, Poales, Poaceae.
AUGUGGGGAGCUUUCCUGCUCAUUGGCUCCCCGCUCCUCAUCCCCUCCCCAUCCUCAUCAGUCAUCACCACCAGAAAACAACACUUUGGAGCAGAGGGCAAACGCAUCCUGGCCAAGUACCCGUCAGGGCCUCUAUCCGAAAACAAACACCCAAACCACACGCACACCGCGCCCAUUUUCCCACUCCAGCCUGACGCCCUCACCCAUGUUUUGUCGCGAUGGCAUCGACAAGCUGGUGAAGACGUUCCAGUACGUCUCCAAGCUGGCGCACUGGGGCGCCGAGUCCUCCUCCCUCCCGGGCUCGCCCAACGCGCCAAGAGCUGGGAGACGGCGUCCGGGCUGAGCCGCAAGGCGUUCCGGUCGGGCCGGUUCCUGACCGGGUUCAACGCGCUGCGCCGGGGCCCGCCGCCGCCGGGGGAUGAGUUCGGCGCGCUCGCCGUGCUUGCCAACGCCGGCGAGAUGGUCUACUUCUUCUUCGACCACUUCGCGUGGCUGUCCCGCGUGGGCGUCCUCGAGCCCUGGCUGGCGCGCCGGGCCAGCUACGUGUCGUCCUUCGGCGAGGCCGUCGGCUACGUGUUCUUCGUCGCCAUGGACCUCAUCAUGAUCAGGCGGGGCCUGCGGCGGGAGAGGAAGCUGCUGAGGGAGAGGGACGGUGGCGGCAGGGACGCGGAGAAGGAGGUGCGGAAGAUCCGGACGGACAGGGUGAUGCGGCUCAUGGCGACGGCGGCCAACGUCGCCGACCUCGUCAUCGCCGUCGCGGAAACCGAUCCCAACCCGUUCUGCAACCACGCCGUCACGCUGGGGAUUAGCGGCCUCGUGUCAGCGUGGGCCGGGUGGUACAGAAACUGGCCCUCGUGA